Molecule: messenger RNA, 1138 nt
Organism: Tribolium castaneum (red flour beetle)
Lineage: Eukaryota; Metazoa; Arthropoda; Insecta; Coleoptera; Tenebrionidae
Source: the annotation of a RefSeq genome assembly
AUGAAAACCCCAAUACGAAAAUCAUCCCCAUUAAUUAAAAUUGUUAAUAACUCGUUAGUAGACCUUCCUUCACCGUCUAACAUUUCAACUCUAUGAAACUUCGGAUCUCUUUUAGGAUUAUGCUUAAUAAUUCAAAUUAUUACAGGAAUCUUUCUCGCAAUACACUAUUGCCCUAAUGUAGAAAUAGCCUUUAAUAGAGUAGCUCACAUCUGUCGAGAUGUAAACAACGGAUGACUAAUUCGAACACUCCAUGCAAACGGAGCCUCUUUUUUUUUCAUCUGUAUUUACGCCCACAUUGGACGAGGAAUAUAUUAUAGAUCUUACAACCUAAUUCACACAUGAAUAGUUGGUGUAACAAUUUUAUUUCUAGUAAUAGCAACAGCCUUUCUCGGUUACGUUUUACCCUGAGGUCAAAUAUCAUUUUGAGGGGCAACCGUAAUCACCAAUUUAUUAUCAGCAAUCCCUUAUUUAGGAACUUCAAUCGUUCAAUGAAUUUGAGGGGGGUUUGCAGUCGACAAUGCUACUCUAACUCGAUUCUUCUCAUUCCAUUUCCUUCUCCCAUUUAUUGUUUCAGCCAUAGUAAUAAUCCACCUCUUAUUUCUUCAUCAAACAGGAUCAAACAAUCCACUAGGCUUAAAUAGAAACAUUGACAAAAUCCCAUUUCAUCCUUAUUUUUCAUAUAAAGACAUCGCAGGAUACUUAAUUAUAUUAAUAAUUUUAAUCAACUUAUCCCUUCUAGAUCCCUACAUACUAGGGGACCCAGACAACUUCACUCCUGCCAAUCCACUAGUAACACCGGUUCACAUUCAACCAGAAUGAUAUUUUCUCUUUGCCUAUGCCAUUCUUCGGUCAAUCCCUAAUAAAUUAGGGGGAGUAAUCGCCCUAGUUAUAUCAAUUGCAAUUCUCUACAUUUUACCAUUUACAGGAAAAAAAAAAUUUGCUAGAAACCAGUUCUAUCCUGUUAACAAAAUUCUAUUCUGAAUAAUAGUAUCAACAAUUCUUCCUCUCACUUGAAUUGGAGCACGUCCAGUAGAAGAUCCUUUUAUCUUAACUGGUCAAAUUCUCACCUUAACCUACUUCCUAUUCUACUUUAUCAACCCACUCACAUACACCCUCUGAGACAAAACAUUAUUUAAUU